GUAGCGUUCCGCUGCGUUGCUUCCCAACAGGAAUUUAAAGCACACUAAAAAUUGAAAUUGGGCGCCGCACCUCUCGUGCGGCCGAGUGCACCUCUGCGCACCUCGCGCGAUCGAGUGCACCUCUGCGCUGCUCGCGCGCGCCUCCUCAUUGUUUUCCUGUUGCGUAUAUCCUUAACAGGUCGAGUAUUGCAAUUCGCUUUUGUCAUCGUUCUGCAAUCUUCGAAGAUGGGAAAAUCUAGUAAAGCAAAGAAGAGGAAGAGAUCACCAUCAUCUGAUCGUCUCGCAGGGCUGGAAAGUAGGAUUGACUGCUUAAUUGAUGUCUUGAAGCAGAGAGAGGUUAGGACGCCCGCCCAUUCUCUCUCCCCGAUAUCUCAGGACAAUCAGCGGUCUCGAAACGAGACAGAAUCCGCAGGAUCUGUCUCGCCCGUUUCCCUUGACGAACAGGUUGAAACGGCGGACCCGAUAACCUCAGGGGUAAGUAGCGUCAUCAAGGAGGGCGCAUCCCCUAGAUCUCAUACAGAGGUUACUCUAGACGAGAAUUCCUCUCUUCUAUUCCCGACCACAGAGGAGGAAGUAGCUCCUCUUACCAAGCAGCUAUUCGGCUCAGACUUGGAGGGCGAACAAGCUCCACCUUGGAACGAGAUUGUGACACAGAGGUGGCGCGAUCUAACGCGCAAUGGUCUCUCGCCGGAUCAGCGCGAACCACUCUUACGAAAAUAUUCCCCUGCGGAGACGUUAGCCUUUCUCAAAGCCCCUACUCUUAACCAGGAAUGCAAGGUGGCCUUGAAGAACAGCUCUCUGAUUAAAAGAGAUGAGUACAACGCUAAGAAUCACGACCAGAUUGGCAUAGCGCUGUGCGCCCUCGGGGAAGCCAUCUCCGAUUUUCUUCGCCCAGGCACAGAAGAAUCUCUAAGCCCCGAAGCUUGUUUGGCAGUUGCAAAAGUAAAUGAGGGUGCCAAGAUCCUAGCGGAUCUGUUUUAUCGGUUAUCUUUAACCAGAAGAGCACAGAUCAUACCGGCUUUAAAUCUGAACGCCAAAAAUACAGCCGAGGCAAUUCCAGUAGAUGAUCUCCUGUUUGGAUCAGACUUUGGAGAACAAAUGAAAAAAGUGGCUGCCAUGGAAAAAUCAUCAAAGGAGAUUAUUAAGACUCCGUUAGCUAUUUCGAGAAGAAUUCAGCAACCAGUUAAACAACCGUUGCAGAUGUCAGCAUCGAGAUCGGGAAACAACCGUGCCCCUGUAAGAAACUCGAGACCGGCGAGAAGGACAGGGGCAACGAACAGCAGUCGCCGGUCAGCAUACCGAUCCAGGUCUCACUCGAGAAGACGCUAGGGGAGGUAGAGGUAAAUAGAGCCGGCAGACUAGCU
Messenger RNA from Solenopsis invicta (red fire ant), 1364 nucleotides. RefSeq lists its product as uncharacterized. NCBI's taxonomy places the organism in Eukaryota, Metazoa, Arthropoda, Insecta, Hymenoptera, Formicidae. The coding region runs from base 226 to 1329 and encodes 367 amino acids. The record is from RefSeq and is a predicted model, not a curated record. The transcript has 2 exons.